AUGGUCAGGAAAAAGCUUGGAGGUUCGACUCUAUCUCCUGAGGAGGAAGAAAUCCUGAGAAUUCAGGAUCAAGCAAAGAUUGACUGUGAUGAUGAGCAUCUCAUAAUCAUUAAGCAAAUCUUUAAUGAUUGCCUUGCCGAUAUUGAGAACAAUAAUCCUAAUGAGACCGUCGAAGAUGAGAAUUAUGAAAUAAAGCCACAAGAAUCACUAGACAAGAACAUCUUCGUUGAAAAAGUUCUGUCUUCUGAAAAGGCACAGCCAUUCUUAGACCUCAUUGCUAGAGAUCCAAAAGGUGUAUCAGAGAUUGAAGUAGAGACAUUUGCUCAAGUUCUUACUCGUCUAAAGAACUAUUACACUCAUAAAUACAUUGUGUGGGAGAAAGUUCUUCCGUACUUUACCAGAAAGGGUUCUCCUAUCUCAGAAAUGGACUACAAAAAGCUUGUUUCCAAAGAUGAUAAAGACAAAGAAGUUGAUGAGAAUGAGAAAGCAGCUAGAAAUAAGAGGAUUAAUGGAGAAGUACGAGACAAAAUGGCACAUAUGCCAAUGUUCCCAAAGAAAGAAGGAGAAGACAAAAGGAAAGGCCUCAGCAUUAGAGAAAGGAAACUUCAAGAAAUGAUUAAGUAUAAUGAUCUUGAAGAUGAAUAUGAGCUUUCUAAGAAAUUCAGAGCUAGACCAGUCCCAAAAUCGACUCUUGAGCCACGCUUUCAGAGAAUAAUGGAGGCGAAUGAAAAGAGAAGGAAAGAUGUAAAACAACAAUCUAUUGCUAUGACUAAGCAAAGUGAAAACCCUUUUUCAUUCUAUGAAAGAGAUAUGAAGAAGCUCCUCCAACCACCAGUGUACGACCCUGAAUAUGAUGUUAUGAACUAUGAACCAUUUAAAGCUCACCCAGUACCUGGCCAUGCCAAGAUUCAGAUGUUCAGAUACAAAACUAACAAGGAAAAUAAGGAAAGAGAUUCGAGGAUCAAAGCCAUGGCUGAGCUAUCUCUAUCCCAAUCUAGGCUUCCUCCAAGAAUGGCAAUGUAUGAGAAGCAAAGACUAACUAAAGAGGUCCAAAAGAGGUCUAAAUCUCUUGGAAAUCCUGAGUUCACAUUCAAACCCAAGAAAUGUAGAGGGGUUCCAAACUUCGAAAGAAUCCAUUACAAGUUCCAGAAAGAACUAGACGAGAAGAGAAGGGCUAAAAGUGCAACUAAAGGAGAACCUUUCAGGUUCUGUGAGGCAAAGCCUAACAAAGCUUUGAGACAAUACAUGGAUGCCCAGAACAGGCCUGAGGAGAAGCUAAUGACCUUCAAGAUGAGAAAGAUGCAGACAGAGAUUGAUUCUCUAAAGCCACCAGCUAAGAUUGCCAGAAGCACCCUUAAAUACGAAUCCCAAGUUGCAAUGAGAAGAGCUGAGUUAGAAGAAAAGCUUAGGAAAGAACUUGAAGAAGCUAAAGAUGAGCUCGACAGGGAGUAUAAAAACACUAGAAUGAAGACUAGAGUAAUUAAGUCUCCUGCUAUUCAUGAUAACACUCAGUAUUUAAGAGAGAUGCGUGAAAGAGCCAAGAGACAGGCUAGGGAUAACAUGGAGAUCCUUGAGAAAAUCUACGAAAGAAAGAGAGCAGAAAUAGACGUUAAUGUAGCAAACCGUCCUCUUCUUGUAGAAAUGCAAUCAAAGAACUUCUAUGAAGAAUAUCUUAGAAUGCAGGAAGUUGAGAAGUAUGCUAACUUAUUGGAGGAAGCCAAGCUUGACCCUAAUGAACAUCUGAAAGAACAUGAGAAAAUACUGCUGCAGAAAGCAGAAGCAUUUGAGCAGCUUAAUGCAGAGCAUGCUUAUUUCCCUACUGUUGAUCAAGCGUUCUUGAGUCAGCCAUUCCCAGAACAAAUUGAUCCCCAGCAGUUUAAUCAAGCAUAUAAUGAAGAAAAUGAUAUGGAUGAGGAAGGAUAUAUUAAUCAAGUAAAUGAAGCCCCUGAAAUGGAAGAGCAAGAUCAUACUGAGGGCGGAGGCAUGGUACUUCAACCCCCUCAAUAUGCAAUGGACGAAGACGAGUAUGAAGAAGAAUAUGGCCACCCUCCUCAGCCAGAAGCUAUGGCUUAA
Molecule: messenger RNA, 2073 nt
Organism: Moneuplotes crassus
Lineage: Eukaryota; Ciliophora; Spirotrichea; Euplotida; Euplotidae
Source: the annotation of a GenBank genome assembly